AUGUAUCGCAACACUUUGUACAAAGAGUUGAGAAAGGCUCGUUUUGGUGCCGUUAAUCCGCGGUUUGUGCGUGUUUCGAGACCUCUCAGAUGUUUUCACGCUAGUACAGCUCUUUUGAAUGAGCUCAAGGACCCAUAUUCUACAUUGGGUGUAGGAAAAACCGCUAGUUCCUCUGAAAUCAAGAAGGCCUACUACAAACUGGCCAAAAAGUAUCAUCCAGACAUCAAUAAGGCUAACGACGCCCAACAAAAAUUCCACGAUUUGCAAAACGCCUACGAAAUCUUGUCCGAUGAGUCCAAAAGACAGCAAUGGGAUCAGUACGGCCCUGCCGCUUUCUCACAAGGCGGAGCUGGUGGUCCAGGUGGUGCUGAAGGUUUUGGCGGUUUUGGAGGGUUUGGCGGCGCAGGAGGCUUUGGUGGUGGCGCCCAAGGUUUUGGUGGUGGAUUUGGCGGCAUCAAUUUCGAAGACUUGUUCGGCGCAGCUUUUGGCGGCGGCGGUGGUGCAGGUGGGGCUGGUCGUGGAGCUCGUGGCCGCUCUAUGUACCGUGAGUACCAGGGAAGCCCCAUCGAAAUAGUGCAUCGCAUGACGUUUAAGGACUCUGUUUUUGGUCUAAAAAACGUGAAUCUCAAAUACAGUGCAUACGAUCCUUGUAAGACGUGCGACGGUUCAGGAAUGAAGCCCGGCGCCUCCAGAACAACUUGCAAUGUGUGCUCCGGAACCGGUACUCGUGUACACGUACGUGCAGGUUUCCAAAUGGCCUCCACUUGUGACAAUUGUGGCGGAGAAGGAUCGGUAAUCAAGAGUUCCGACACAUGCUCCUCUUGUCAUGGAGAGGGUGCCACAAUGAAUAAGGACCAUGAGUUGAAGGUCGAUUUCCCUCACGGUUUGCAAGAUGGCGACGUUAUUCGCAUCAGUGGCCAAGGCUCGUACCCGAACAUGCAGGUCGAUCCCGCCAUGAAAGACACCAUCCGCCUAUCCAGAGGUGACUUGCUGGUGCGCGUCCGCGUAGACAAGGAUCCACGUUACCUAAUCAAAAACAAAUACGAUAUUUGGUUUACGGAGGACAUUCCAAUUACCACAGCUGCUCUUGGCGGUGUUGUAACGAUUCCUACCGUGGACGGGGAAAAAAUUAGGUUGAAGGUUGCGGCGGGUACUCAACAUAACGAUGUCGUAUCGAUCCCACAGAAGGGUGUACCUAGGGGCGCCUUCGGAUCGCGUGGGGAUAUGAAAAUUCAGUAUAGAGUGGUUAUCAAGAAACCCCAGUCUCAGGCCGAGAAAUGUUUGUGGGAAGCACUUGCGGAUGUCACGGGUGACGCACAAGCCAAGAGAUCUGCUCUAACAGGAUCUAAUACUUUUAAAGUCAAAGAGCAAGGUGACAGUAGCGCGGCAGCCGGUGCUUCCAACCCCGACACACCCAGCGCUUUGGGCAAAUUGGAGGACUUCAUUUCGAAUACUUUCAAGAAGAUAAAAGGCGACAAAAAAUAA
This is a messenger RNA of Lachancea sp. 'fantastica', 1485 nucleotides long. Lineage: Eukaryota; Fungi; Ascomycota; Saccharomycetes; Saccharomycetales; Saccharomycetaceae. The record is from the annotation of a GenBank genome assembly.